Lodderomyces elongisporus is the source of this 2721-nucleotide messenger RNA. RefSeq lists its product as uncharacterized. Gene Ontology annotation, molecular function: calcium-activated cation channel activity. Gene Ontology annotation, cellular component: plasma membrane. Lineage: Eukaryota; Fungi; Ascomycota; Pichiomycetes; Serinales; Debaryomycetaceae. The record is from RefSeq and is a predicted model, not a curated record. The coding region runs from base 1 to 2721 and encodes 906 amino acids. The transcript has a single exon.
AUGGUUUCAGAGAAAUUGCAGAGUGUAUUGCGAAUCGGUUGGCAAAUUAUAGACGAAGGCGACUAUGUUGACUCCAAUUUUGGUAAUAAUAAAGGGCCGGAUCCCAUCCACACAGCUGGACCGCAGAGGGUGUUUACUACUCAACUUGUCUUGACCACAAUAUCAGGGGUGGCGUUAUUCCUAUUGUUUUGCAUAAUGAGGUACAGGUGGCCACACAUUUAUGCUGUUCGAACAUUGCGCCAGCAAGGUACAAAGCUGUUGAAACCGCUACCGGAUAAUUUAUUUGGCUGGUUGAAAGUUAUCUACAAGCUCACAGAUGACGAAAUACUAUCGUACUCCGGGUUGGAUGCAUAUGUCUUUAUAUCAUUCUUCAAAAUGGGGAUAAGAAUUUUUCUCAUUUUGGCAAUAUUUUCAGUGGGGAUAUUGAGCCCCAUUCGUUACUACUUUACCGGGAAUUAUGAUAAGGACGACGUACUGGAGUCAAAGCCAACUAAACCCCCAGAUUUCCAUGAGGAUUUCCCACAUUUCUUGUGGGUGUACCCGAUAUUCACCUAUGUCUUUUCCAUCGUGGUUUUCUACUAUCUCUACGAUUUUACUGAUAAAGUUUUAAAAACAAGACAAAAGUACUUGGCGUCGCAGGAUUCGAUAACGGAUAGAACUAUUAGAUUAGACGGUAUACCAAAGAGGCUACUAAAGAGAGAAAAAUUAAAACAAUUUAUUGAAGAUUUGGGGAUUGGUAAAGUUGAAGAUGUUAAAAUGAUCUAUGACUGGACACCUCUUCAACAAGAAGUAAACAAGAGGAAAAAUUUGAUCAAAAAGUUGGAAUACUCAUAUGCCUCUGAGUACAGGUUAGACAUUGACAUUUUUAAUCAACAACGUAUUCCAGCUGUGAAUCCAAUCUGGAGCGAACCAUUAGAUAAACAAAAUGUUGAGGACGAUAUAAUCAACUAUUCGAAAGAGUUGAUGUCGGUGGAUGAUGAUAUCAGAGCGACUCGUCGUAAGUUUGAUGCCGAUACUUCGACCAUCAAUGCAAAAGAACACCAAGAGUUUAAGCAAGUUCCAUCAGCGUUCAUCACCAUGGACUCUGUUGCUUCUGCGCAAAUGGCAGCUCAAACAAUUCUCGACCCUAGAGUAUACAAGCUUAUUGUGAGCUUAGCACCGGCACCAAAGGAUAUUAUAUGGCCAAAUUUGAAACUUACGUACUCCGAAAAACUUCUUAAAUCAUACUUGAUCACAUUCAUGAUAGUGUUGAGUUAUGGUUUCAUUAUUUUUCUAGUUAUUCCGUUAACAUCUUUGCUUGACUUGAAAACGAUUAGCAAGUUCUGGCCAGAACUUGGCGAUUUCAUUGGCAGAUCAAAGUGGUUGACCACGUUUGUUACAGGUAUUCUUCCACCAUUAUUGUUUACACUUUUGAAUAUCCUGUUUCCAUAUUUCUACCGUUUUUUAUCACAACAUCAGGGUUACUCUUCCAACAGCGAGGUUGAGUUGUCAACAUUGUCAAAAAACUUUUUCUUUAUAUUUUUUAACUUGUUUUUGAUCUACGUUGCCGCAGGAACAUUUUGGGAUUACAUGUCAUACAUUAGUGACACAACAAAAAUUGCAACACAAUUGGCAACAUCCUUGCGAAGGAUGUCAUUGUUUUAUGUUGACUUGAUUCUCUUGCAAGGGGUAACCAUGUUUCCGGUAAAGUUGUUGCAAGUAAGCGAUUUUCUCCUUUUGAACAUUUUGGGCAAAUUAUUCUUCUUUAAGAAAUUGAUAUUGAGAACCCCAAGGGAUUAUAGGGCGUAUUACUUUACGCCGCAAGUUUUUGACUUUGGAAUUAAUCAGCCGCAGCAUAUAAUGAUCUUUAUGAUCAUUCUUAUUUACUCAGUUGUAUCCACAAAGAUUGUCACUUGUGGGUUGGUUUAUUUCAUUCUUGGGCUUUUUGUAUACAAGUACCAGCUUGUUUACAACUUUGUCCAUCCUCCACAUUCCACUGCUAAAGUUUGGCCAAUGAUUUUUAGACGAGUUAUUCUUGGAUUGGUUAUAUUUCAAUUGUUUAUGUGCGGAACAUUGGCAUUGGACAGCGCUAUAAUACUUUCUGUAUUGUGUGUUCCCACAAUUAUUGCUACAUUCUGUGUCUGGUACAAUUUCGAAAAAUACUAUGUUCCAUUAACCGACUUUAUAGCAUUACGAGCUAUUCUCAAUCCGACUCGCUUUGACAAAGUCUUUGAAAAUGAUGAUACACUGUUCCAUUCAAGUGAAAACAAUAGCGAACAAACUUCGGUGAAUCAAGCUGCGAUUGAUCACCAUGAGACAAGUGUUGAUGGAGAUGAUAUAAAUGAGGCACCGGUUGGUGAAAGUACAGUUCUUUAUGAUGGGAGUGGAGGAGGCGAGGGUGAUCAUGGAAGUACCGAAAGAAGGAGUGCUGAAAGAAGAAAUGCUGAGGGGCGAACAAAGGGUAAAUCAUCGAGAAGACGAGAGUCUACUCUCGAUGAAGAGCGCGAACAGUUCACUGAUUAUACGUAUCCACCAUUAUUUGAACCAUUGGAUGGGCCAUGGAUUGGUUUUACCGGUAAUAUGGUGUCGAUGGUGGAGUAUAAAUUCCAUGUCCAUGAUAUUUUAGAAAACGGAAAUGCCACAUCUGAGAGCUUAUCGGACGAGGACGGAACUAGAGCAAUUACUAGAAAUGAGAUGGAAACUAUCAUCGAUAAGAAACUUACAGUUAGCGAAUGGGAAUAA